AUGUGGGGUGAUAAUGUGCCAUGCUCAACAUCAACCACCACAGCCUCAUCCACAGGUACCUCCCCUCUAACAAGUGCUCCUGGCUCCAGCACCCCCACCUCUGGCCCUACACUUGCCUUCACACCGCCCCAGCCAUCAACAUCAAUAUCAAUCACCAGCUUGCCCAUGAAUAGCACAGUUAUGGUGAUAGUGUCAUGGCAUGGAUGGGUGGUGCGUGAUGGGUGUGAUGGGUCAGCCAACUUGAAAGAUUGGCUUGACUCAGAAGACAAGAAGAAGUCGACGAAGAAACUAGCAGCCAAAAAGGGAAAGGCAACUAGGGAGGCAGUGCAGAAGGGGAAUGCCAAGGAAUCACAGGUGGCUUCAGGAUCCAGAUCAGGAAAGGGCAAGGAGAAGGAGAAGGCUAAAGAAUCAGUUGGAGGGAAGAAGAGUCACAAGAAGGUGACCAAAGGAAGUGUAGAAGUGUAUAUUCAGUGGAAGAAGAGUCACAAGAAGGUGACCAAAGGUAUAUCAGUGCAAAAGAAGUAUGCAGAGUUCUAUUCUGAUCCCAUUCCUGUGGAUUCCAGUGGAUUCCCGCAGGAAUGGGUGGGGGACUGUAAAGUACUAUCAGAUGCUGAAGAUGGGUGA
Messenger RNA from Laccaria bicolor S238N-H82, 624 nucleotides. RefSeq lists its product as uncharacterized. The record is from RefSeq and is a predicted model, not a curated record. Bases 1 to 624 code for a protein of 207 amino acids. Lineage: Eukaryota; Fungi; Basidiomycota; Agaricomycetes; Agaricales; Hydnangiaceae. The transcript is spliced from 8 exons.